UGGCGGCCGGGCCGGGCCGGCCCCCGCUGCGCCCAGCUCCGCCCCGGGCCUGACGGGCUCCGGGUCGGCCCCCGGGGCGGGCACCGAGAGCCCAGCGCGGGAAGGCUCCAACAGGGCGGCCGGGGCCCGCUGUGGUGAGCGGCAAAGAUGCCUUCUGCCCAGAAACCCAUGCGCUAUGGCCACACGGAGGGCCACACGGAUGUUUGCUUCGAUGACACCGGGAGGUGCAUUGUAACUUGUGGCAGUGAUGGAGAUGUUAGGAUUUGGGAGAACCUGGAUGAUGAUGAUCCGAAAUCCAUUAAUGUUGGAGAAAAGGCCUAUUCGUGUGCUCUGAAGAAUGGAAGACUGAUCACAGCAGUAUCAAACAAUACUGUUCAGAUACACACGUUUCCUGAAGGAGCUCCUGAUGGCAUCCUCACUCGUUUCACCAUGAAUGCAAACCAUGUUGUCUUUAACAGUGAUGGUACCAAAAUUGCUGCUGGAUCUAGUGACUUCAUGGUCAAAGUUGUGGAGGUGACUGAUAGCAGCAAGCAGAAAUCGUUCCGAGGACACGACGCUCCUGUUUUAAGCCUGUCUUUUGACCCCAGGGAUGUUUAUCUGGCAUCAGCAAGCUGCGAUGGCACUGUCAGAGUAUGGAAAAUUGCAGAUCAGACAUGCGUGACAAAUUGGCUACUGCUGCAGAAAUGUAAUGAUGUGAUAAACGCUAAAUCGAUAUGCAGGCUUGGCUGGCAACCUGGCAGUGGGAAGUUGCUGGCAAUUCCUGUAGAUAAAGCCGUUAAGCUAUACAGAAGAGAAACCUGGGAUCAUCAGUUUGAUCUAUCAGAUGCUUCCAUCGCGCAGCCCUUGAAUGUUGUGGCCUGGUCUCCUUGUGGGCAGUACCUGGUAGCUGGAAGUGUGGAUGGGAGUAUAGUGGUGUGGAAGGUGGAAACCCAGGAGUGCAUAGAGAGGACAAAGCAUGAGAAAAAUUACUCAGUUUGUGGACUGGCAUGGCACCCCAAGUACAGGCAAAUAGCCUAUACAGAUACUGAAGGAAAUCUGGGGUUGUUGGAAGAUAUCGGCGUUGGAAAGAAACCAAAUGACAAGGUUGCCAGUACAGCGACAAAAGACUACAAUGAUCUCUUUGAUGGAGAUGAUGACGACUAUUUAAAUGGAGAUGCGAUCGAACCACCCUCUUCCCCAACCACUGGAGCUAACGAGGAUCACGGCGAUGAUGAUGACCUUAUGCCAACUGCAAGCCACCCAAGACGGGCAGUACUUGAUGACGAUGAUAACUCAUUAGAUAUUGGGAUGAUUAAAGCUAAUUCCAAUCUUCUUGAAAAGGAUGACGACGAUGAUGAUCAGACUGGUGGCUUUCCAGCUUUGCCAGCAACAUCUACACAACAGCAUUUCUAUGAUGGGCCAUUGCCAACCCCCAGGCAAAAGCCAUUCCAGUCUGGCUCCACUCCUGCACAUCUCAUGCAUCGUUUCAUGGUCUGGAAUUCUGUUGGCAUCAUUCGCUGUUACAAUGAUGAGCAGGACAAUGCUAUAGAUAUCGAAUUUCAUGAUACCUCCGUACACCAUGCGACACACCUGCCCAACUCUCUGAAUCACACCAUGGCUGACCUCUCCACUGAAGCUAUUUUGCUGGCCUGUGAAAGCACAGAGGAACUUGCAAGCAAGCUCCACUGCAUUCAUUUUAGCUCAUGGGAUACAAACAAGGAGUGGACGGUAGAUAUGCCAAAGGAUGAAGAUAUUGAGGCUAUCUGUCUAGGUCAGGGCUGGGCUGCUUGUGCCACUAGUGCCUUGCUGGUUCGUCUGUUCACAGUUGGAGGAGUUCAGAAAGAGAUCUUCAGUCUCCCAGGUCCUGUGGUGUCCAUGGCAGGACACGGAGAGCAGUUGAUGGUUAUUUAUCACAGAGGUACUGGGUUUGAUGGGGACCAGUGCCUCGGAGUACAGCUGAUGGAGCUAGGAAAAAAGAAAAAGCAAGUUUUGCACGGAGACCCUCUUUCUCUUACAAAGAAGUCCUAUCUGACAUGGGUUGGAUUCUCAGCAGAAGGUACCCCCUGUUACGUGGAUUCAGAGGGAAUUGUGCGCAUGUUGAACCGAAGACUCGGGAAUACUUGGAUACCGGUGUGUAACACAAGAGAGCAUUGCAAAGGAAAAUCUGAUCAUUAUUGGGUCGUGGGCAUCCACGAAAACCCCCAGCAGCUCAGGUGUAUUCCCUGCAAAGGAGCCCGAUUCCCUCCCACGCUCCCACGUCCUGCCGUGGCAAUAUUAUCUUUUACACUUCCUUACUGUCAAGUUACAACAGAAAAGGGACAGAUGGAGGAACAAUACUGGCGUUCCAUUGUUUUUCACAGCCACGUGGAUUACUUGUCAAAAAAUGGCUAUGAAGUUGAUGAAAAUGCAACCAGUCAGUCAGUGAAAGAGCAGCAAGAACUUCUAAUGAAAUUGUUUGCUCUUUCUUGUAAACUGGAGCGUGAAUUUCGUUGUGUGGAACUUGCUGACCUCAUGACACAAAACGUUGUGAAUUUAGCAAUCAAGUAUGCUUCUCGCUCUCGGAGACUAAAUUUAGCUCAGCGGCUUAGCGAAAUGGCUGUAGAGAAAGCAAGUGAAUUGGCAACUGCACUGGAAGAAGAAGAGGAGGAAGAGGAUUUCCAAAAUCAUUUAAAUGCUGGUUACAGCAACUCUGCCACAGAGCGGAGUCGUCUGCCAGGCAGAAAUGUUCAGCAGGACGAAGAAAUGGAAGAUGCUGAGGAAACCGAUGAAUAUGAGGAAGCAGAAGAAACGCCAGAAGUACAUAAACAGAGGCCAAAUCCUUUCUCCAAAGGAGUCACUUCAGCCGAGGUGACUACUGCAAAGCCUGCUGUAAUUGCAUCAAGCAGCCAAGGACGAGUGAAUCCCUUUAAGGUGUCAUCUAACAAAAAGGACCCACUGGUCCCAUCAGCGAGUGUUCUAGACAGUAUGAGCAAAUACUCAAAGAAAACUUCAUCUAGCAGUCGAGCUGUAAACAAGGAGAACCCUCCAGUUAUAAAGCCUCUGAUUCCCAAACCAAAAUCCAAGCAGGCUUCAGCAGCAUCCUUCUUCCAGACUCGUACACCAAACUCUAGUGAAAAAGCAGUGGAAGAAAGACAGGAAAAAGCAGUGGAAGAAAGACAGGAAAAAGCAGGAAGGGAGUCCCCUGAAGUCAAAGUCACUGCACAGGACAACACUGAAAAGAAAAGACCGAAGACAGGAUUCCAGAUGUGGCUAGAAGAGAACAGAGCAAGCAUUUUAACAGAUAAUCCUGGCCUGAAUGAAGCAGAAGUUAUAAAAGAAGGCAUGAGUCGAUUUCGAGUUCUGUCAUCAGAGGAAAGAAUGGCGUGGACUGAGAAAGCAAAAGGAGGAGCAGUUAAUGGUUUAACAGAAGACAAAAAACGAAAGCGUCCCACGGUGGCUGAAGAUGAGGCAAAAAAGGAGCAAAAAUCAGAGGACUCGAAUUUAUCAAAAAAACCAAAAACUUCAGGUCAAUCUACAAAUGUCAGAUUAUCAGCUUUUGCGUUCAAGCAAAGCUAAAUAAUGUGGUGCCUUCUCAGCAUCUGCUUUCUCAAUGCAGAGCCAUCUCCUGUUUCCAGAAAUUUGCCGCUGUGCUCAAAGAGCACUAGCAAAAAGAGAGCGCCUUGCUCCACAUAUUUUUAGAAAGUAUUUUAUUAUCAAUUAUUUAGGGAAAUGUUGGAUCCGCUCUCCAGGUCUUUGCAAGUUGCUAGCGUAAAGAUGGACAGCAGAACUAAUCCUAAUGGGCCUGUUACCUUGAAGCACAGUUCCACAGUUUUGAUGCUCAUAAUAUUUGAUGCUAAAUCCAGGUGAGUCAUUUUUGGGGUCAAGUGCCAUGUUCAAAAGCUGUCCUUUGGUUAUGGAGAAGCAAAGCGGUGGCUUCUGUACCUGCCUGCUGCAAACUCUUGUAAGAGAGAGACGCUCAGAGGAAUGACAGUGAGGGGAAGAUGGCAGCUUAACAUCGUCCUGAUGGUCAGCUGCAGCUUCAACACGUGUGGCACUGUCGUUGAGCAGCCUGGCAUGGGCUGGGACAGAAAACCAGGACAGAUAGGAACGAAGCUGAAUUAGGAGUGUCAGGUGUGCAAAAACAAACCAUUCCAGACUGUAAAUGUGCCUUCCCAAUCUGAGCUUCAGGACGGCCCAGAAAGUUUUCGGAACUUGAAAAUGUGUGCAUUAUUUUCUGUAAUGUUUGUUUUUAAAAUAAAAUGUGAAUGUUUCUUUCCUUGGCAACUUUUUUAAUUAAAGUAAACACACUUUUACUCACUAAUCAUAAGGCAGUCAUAUUUACCCUUCUCUGAAGAGGAGACAGUACGUCUAAUAAAUAUAUUUGAAUCAAA
Molecule: messenger RNA, 4349 nt
Organism: Oxyura jamaicensis (ruddy duck)
Lineage: Eukaryota; Metazoa; Chordata; Aves; Anseriformes; Anatidae
Gene: WDHD1
Product: WD repeat and HMG-box DNA binding protein 1
Exons: 26
Coding region: 148-3534 (1128 amino acids)
Biological process (GO): mitotic cell cycle; DNA-templated DNA replication; DNA repair
Cellular component (GO): nuclear replication fork
Molecular function (GO): chromatin binding; protein binding
Source: RefSeq, a predicted model, not a curated record